CCUAAACCAAAUUCAAAGUUAUAAUCCGACCCUCAACCCAUCCAACGAACCCAAAUUUAGGGUUCGAAUUCGUAAAAAUUUGAAAAUUUUAGUGCCAGAUUUUGAGUUUUGUUCCCCUGUUUCUUUCCCAAAACCUAAUUCUUUUGUAAGACCUCCGCCUUCUUCUUUUUCCUACCGACCUUCUUCCCUCAUCCUCAUUUAUCCUUCACCGGCGACGGCGACGGCAACGGCAAGGGCUCGUUCCCACCAGCCAGAUUUUGACGAUUGAAAUCAAUGAGUAAAUCACAAGGGCCAUCAUCACUCAAGAGAAAAAGGCCAGAUUUGAGUACGAAAAAUUCCUCUGUAGGAGCUCUAAUUGGGCAAGAAAAAGUUCUCUAUGACCUAAUUUGCAGCAAGCAAAGCAUGGGGAUUUGCACUUUUGACAUGAAAAGAGAAACAAAGUUUGCCGAAAGUGUUGUAACAAAAUCCCUUAAGUCUCUUCAAACCAAAGGCCUGAUAAAGAUAGUCCAACACUAUCAAAACAAAGGCAAGAAGUUCUACCUAUCUAACGACUUUGAACCAGCUAAGGAAUUAACCGGUGGUAACUGGUAUCGUGACGGGGAGCUCGACAAAGACUACAUCAAUACUCUCAAACAAGUUUGUGCAAGAAUGAUACAAAGGAAGAAGUUGAUGACCAUUGAAGGGAUUGUGGAGUCUUUCAAACAGAGUGGAGCUUUCAAAGUAGAGUUGACAAGAGAACAAAUUGAAGAGAUUGUAAAUGCUUUGGUGUUGGACAAUCAAGUGACGGAAGUGAAGAGCUCUGGAUUUGGUGAAUUUGAAUUUAUUCCAAUUGGGAAGAUUUGUUAUAAGUAUUGUAGUCAAGGAGGCCUCAAAGGGGAGCCUAAAACAGGGGCAAUGGCUUCCAUUCCUUGUGGAGUUUGUCCAAGGAUCACUCAUUGUACCCCAAAUGGCAUCAUUUCUCCUGCUACCUGUGUCUAUUAUACCAAGUGGUUAGAUUUUUAAGUUAACCAUUUUGAAAAUAUACACAUAAUGUGCAUAUGAAUUUGAACUUGUCUCAAGUUGUGGGACUGAUUUCUGUUUUCUUUUUAUUUAUAUAUAUACACAUAUUACAGUGUGUUUGGGCUAGCUUA
Messenger RNA from Cucumis melo (muskmelon), 1130 nucleotides. RefSeq lists its product as uncharacterized. NCBI's taxonomy places the organism in Eukaryota, Viridiplantae, Streptophyta, Magnoliopsida, Cucurbitales, Cucurbitaceae. Gene Ontology annotation, biological process: transcription by RNA polymerase III. The transcript is spliced from 2 exons. The record is from RefSeq and is a predicted model, not a curated record. The coding region runs from base 274 to 1002 and encodes 242 amino acids. Gene Ontology annotation, cellular component: RNA polymerase III complex.